Molecule: messenger RNA, 5227 nt
Organism: Motacilla alba alba
Lineage: Eukaryota; Metazoa; Chordata; Aves; Passeriformes; Motacillidae
Gene: ELOA
Product: elongin A
Exons: 11
Coding region: 16-2526 (836 amino acids)
Biological process (GO): transcription elongation by RNA polymerase II
Cellular component (GO): nucleus; elongin complex
Molecular function (GO): protein binding
Source: RefSeq, a predicted model, not a curated record
CUGCCAGCACCCAAGAUGGCGCCGCCGCCAGGCCCCAACAUGGCGCCCUCCGCCCUCAGCCGCCAUGGCCGAGGCCGCGCCGCUUCCGCUUCCUGCCCGCAGCCAAGAUGGCGGCGGCGGCGGGGCAGCGCCGUGGGCCCGGCGGCCGCUGAAGCCUCUUCCGCCGCCGCCGGCUCUCCAGCAGUAAAAAUGGCGGAGUCGGUGCUGGAAGUUGUGGGCCGGCUCCAGGCGCGGCUGGCGGGUAGCGCCGAGCCCAAGAAGCUGCUGAAGAGCCUGAAGAGGCUGGCAGAGUUACCCAUCACAGUUGACAUUCUCGUGGAGACAGGAGUUGGGAAGACUGUGAACAGCCUGAGGAAACAUGAGCUGGUGGGAGACUUUGCCAAGGACCUGGUUGCCAGGUGGAAGAAGCUGGUGCCGGUGGCGCAGGAGGCAGAGCGAAAUAACCUGGACUCUGAAGACCGUGACUACGAGAGGAGCAGCUCGAGCAAAAGGCAUCAGGAAUCCUCCCUCAGAGAGGAUGAGGAGGCUGAUCAGGAAUACUCAGAACCCUUCCAGCCUUCUUGCAGCCAGUCCUAUAGCCCAGAUCAUAGGGAAAAGAAGUCCAAAAGGUAUCCUAGGCCUGAGAGAGCCCAUGAGACUUACAGCUAUAGCAGCCAGCAGGGGAAGGGUUGGGGCAGAUCCUCCCCGGUGCUCUCUUCAGACCAGGAGUACUCGGACUGUGGGCAGGCUGUGUCACCUGAGCCCAGCGAGAGCCCUCAGGAUGUGGACACAGACCCUUACGCCUCUGAGGAGCAGGAAGAACCAGCACCGUUCCCUCGGAAAGGCAGUAAAGGGCACGGCUUCCAGGAGAAGCUCGGGGCGGGCCGGGAGCGCGGCUCCGGCGAUUCCUGCGACAAAGGGAACGCGAGUCGGAGCAAAGAGCACAAAUCCUCGCACAAGAAGCAGCGCCUGGACGGCAGAGGGGAUGACAGGAACUCUGCCUUCAGCCCAGAGAGGUUGCACAAGGCUUCCUUUAAAGAGCAGCUCCGAGAAUCCCCCGUGGCAGCGGCCGGCAAGGAGAAGCAGAGGAUGUCAGAGGGCAGCAAAAAGGAGAAGAAUCGGGAAAGCGGCGCCUCCAGGAAGGAGAAGUCGCACUCGUUGCCGCACUCGGAGGAAUCUUUGGACAACCAUGUCAAGAAGCAAAAGCAUAGGGACUCUGAGAAGAGCAAAUUGGAAAAGUCCAAGCAGAGCCUGGAGGGCUCUAACUCAGAGAAACGGAAAGCUGAGAGUGACUCGGGAAAUAGGAUCAAGGAAAAGGGGGGUUCCGGGAGCUUAAAGUCUUCGGGGGGGAAGCGCAAAAUCUUGGACGUGGACAAAAAAUCAGUGGGUUUUUCCUCAAAUUCUGGGGAGGGGGAAGCAGAGGAUGAGUUUGAACAACCUACAAUGUCGUUUGAGUCAUAUCUCAGCUAUGACCAGCCCCAGAAAAAGAAAAAGAAAGUGGUCAAACCUUCGGCUGGGUCAGCUGGGGACAAAGACCGAGGGCACAGCAAGCAGAACGGAUCCAAAGCCAGUACCAACAGCUCGAGCUCCAGUCAGAAAAGUCCAAGCCACAAGAGAACAAGUGAGAAAAAGGCAGAGAAGAAAACCCCAGAGCCUCCUAAACCAAAGAGGAUAAUUUCAGAUGUGGUCCCAACGUUACCAGACAUCCCCCUGCCCCCCAUCCAGGCCAAUUAUCGUCCUCUUCCCUCCAUCGAGUCCAUCACCUGCUCCCAGACUAAAAGGAAAGCCGUGUCCUCGCCGGUGGAGGAGAGCGAAGUCGGUUUCACAGGCCGACGGUUAAAUUCCAAAAUGCAGGUGUACUCUGGCUCCAAAACCGCCUACCUCCCAAAGAUGAUGUCCCUGUACCAGCAGUGUAUCAGGGUCCUCAGUAACAACAUCGACUCAAUCUAUGAAGUGGGUGGAGUCCCUUUCUCCGUGCUGGAGCCCGUGUUGGAGAGGUGCACCCCUGAGCAGCUGUAUCGCAUCGAGGAAUGCAACCACGUGCUGGUGGAGGACACGGAUCAGCUGUGGCACAACCACUGCCUGCGGGACUUCAAGAACGAGAAGCCCGAGGAGUUCGAGUCGUGGCGGGAGAUGUACCUGCGGCUGCACGACGCGCGCGAGCAGCGCCUGCUGAUGCUGGCUCGCAACAUCGGCUCUGCCCACGCCAACAAACCCAAAGGGAGAGUGGCCAAGAUGGCAUUUGUGAACUCUGCAGCGAAGCCCCCUCGGGACGUCCGGAGGAGGCAGGAGAAGUUUGGGACUGGAGGCCCUCUUCUGCCAGAGAAAACCAAAAUAAAACCAGUCCUGUACACAUCCAGCAAAAGCCACGCUCGGGCGAGUGACGAGCAGUCCUACGAUGGGCCCAGCACCAGCAGUGCCCACUCGGCCCCGUCUUCAGGUAGCACCUUCUCCUCCUACGACCCCAGGAAACCCCCUGUGAAGAAAAUUGCACCAAUGAUGGCAAAGACUAUCAAAGCUUUCAAAAACAGGUUCUCUCGGAGAUAAGUUUGCAGUGCUGAGCUGGGCCUUUCUCUCUUGGGGAGGAGUGGCACUGGAGGGGGAGAAGGCACCCAAACAGCCCUUCCUUAUCUUUGGAGGCUGCAGCUGCUGGGAGAAGCUUCGAUCUGCACAAGAUGACGGCACAGUAUUUUAUCUUUUAUUCUGGUCCCUUUCUCAGUGUCAAACCCCCCUCUUUUACCCCCUGUCCUCAACAUUCUGUUUCUGGCUUUGUCAGCCCUCGAAAGAAGGGUGUACAGAAUCUCCCGACACAGGAAAAUGUGAAAUCUUGGCACUUGCUGCUGAGAGUGGAAGAUCCAGAGACUUAUUUACUAUUUAACCUCUUAAUAAAUUAUAAAAUGGUUUUAAUUAAUAUUUUGCCCCUCUACCCUGUUGUAUUAUUUAUGUUGCUCCCAGUAGUCCCUCCCGAGCCAGCCCCGGGGUCAGCCUUGGUGACUCGAGCUGGAAUCCAUCUGAGUGGACACUGGGUGUCACAGGAGCCUUUCCUGUCACCUGGCACCUGCUGGGCCCAAAGUCUCACCUGGAGACUCUGGGACAGGCAGGACCAGUGGCCCAGCCACUUGCCAGUCCUUUGGCAAGUGCAUCCAGCCCUGAGGCUUUGCUCCCUGCUCGUGUGUGUCAAUAAAAUCUGAGCUCUUGACCCUCUCUGUGCUGUGCUGUAGAUCCUGUACAGGUGCUUUUGUGGUCCUGCAGGGAUGCCGGGAGCCUUUGGGGACCUUUCCUCUGCUGCUGUCGUCUUCUGCUGGGAAUGGAACUGCCAGGGAUUUGGGAGAACUUUUACUGUGCAUCAAGUCAGAUUUUAACUUUUUAUCUGGAGAGAGAUAGGGGACUUUGCAAUGGAAACCAGUUUUUAAAUUCCAGUGAAGGCAUCGUUUGCCUCUUUUAGUGGGAAGCAGGAAGGAAUUCUUCUGUCUCGUUUUCUGUGUGGAAUUGCAAAGGAUUUAUUUCCAGCUGGGAAGCUGGUGCCUAAAUCCCCUCUUUUCCCUGUACGUUUUGCUCUGUCCCUUCUUUGGGGAAAACCCAAGGAUUUUGGUCUUUGAACCUGAAACCUCUUGGAUGAGGUUGGAGGGAAGUGAGCAACGGAGUGUGGCUGUUGUAACACUGUGUGUCCUUCAGGGCAGGACUUCCAGAGGCUCCCUUGUACCUGCUGAGUGAGGAGCUGCAGCUCAGGAAGGAGAAGGGGCUUGAUGGGGCUGCUGGGAGUGUCAGGGAGUGCCCUGGAGCUCCCGGAGAGCUCAGAGCCCUGCUGAGGAUGUGGGGAUGGCAGCUGGGCUCGCCAGGGCUGGGCACAGCCAGGAGCUGUGCGGUGCUGCUGGGAAGGUUUCUGCUCGGGGGGUGUGUCUGGGGAAGGCUUCUGCUUGGCUUUUGUCUGCCCCAAAGGGAACCCCGGGGGUGCUGCAGGCAGAGGAUGGGGCUGGGGAGACCCCAGGCCUCUCUGGGUCGGGGAGGGGAGGGAUUCUCCUGUUCCAAGCCAUAUUUGCUGCCCUAGGACUUUGCUGCCUGGGUGGAAAAGAUGCUGGUAGCGGAUGCUGUUGUUGUUGGCAGCUCCUGAGAAGCUCUGCUGCUGGCUUUCCGUGGCUGCCAAAUCCCAAACCGGUGGAGUUGUCUGUGUGCACUGACCGGGGGAAACCUUGCUGUGAAGGGUCCUCCCUGGAGGGCUCUAGAAAAAUCCCUGUUCUGCUUCUGGUUUCUGUUGGCUUCUUUGUUUCUUUCCUUUUUUUUUUUUCCUCCUCUUUUAAAAGACGUGUCUUUCUUUGAAACCAUUCUGAACACCUGUCUCCUGUUUAUUUGGUCUGUUCUUUGUUUAGUUUGAAAUUCUUCUUGGAAAAAUGUUCUCAGACUCUUCAUGUGCUGUAAGUUUGUUACAGUCCCGGAUGCUUUAACGUUCCCGUGCAGCAUUUCAGUGUGCGUUGUGCUGUAAAAUAAUGGCUCCUUCCUCUCUCCCGUGUUUUUGCUGUAUUUAAUUUGGCUGUAUUUUUAAUUAGGUAACAAUAUAUUCUCUUCUGCUGACCGUUGUGCUGCUGUUGGUUUCUCCUCUGUACUCGGGCAGGGGCAGAGGGGAGGGAAGCAGAGCCCGGCGCUGUUCAGACACGGUGGAGCUCUGAGCAGAGCACGCAGGCACGAUUCCGGGCGCUGCUAAACUGCCAGUUCAUUGAUCUCACAGCUCCACACUCGGCCCCAGCACUGCUGAUCCGGGGCGAUGCUCUUCCCCUCUCAGAGCCCCCCUUUGCUCCCGGCUGUGUCCGCGUGUGGCACUGCAGGGAGGUGACACUGGGUGGCUCUGCUCUCGCGGGGCCGAUGCCAACCCCUCGCCCUUCCCUUCCUUUGGCUCGGGCACCGAGUCCAGCCUGGCGAGGGGCGGGCAGCGGCCCCCAGCUGGGAGCAGAGCAGGGAUAUUUCCCUGGGGGAUGCGCCGGGCGAAGUCUGGGAUCAAAGUGCUGCUUGCCGGGCUCGGCUGUGACACUGCAGCUCUGAAGGGUGGAGCAGAGCUGCCUCUUCCCCCUGCAGCAUGAGCAAAGGCAGCAGGAGCAGGGGGACUGACUUGGACUCGUAUUUGUAUUUUGGUCCCAAACUGUGUAUAUAUACAAUUUUCUAUGUUCCUUUUUUUGUGGUAACUAAGAUGAAUAUUUUAAUUAGAUAAGUUAUAUGACAAAGAGGAGAAUCAUGUCUCAAUAAAAGGCGAACACUG